Molecule: messenger RNA, 4838 nt
Organism: Canis lupus familiaris (dog)
Lineage: Eukaryota; Metazoa; Chordata; Mammalia; Carnivora; Canidae
Gene: TDRD9
Product: tudor domain containing 9
Exons: 36
Coding region: 45-4196 (1383 amino acids)
Cellular component (GO): intracellular anatomical structure
Molecular function (GO): ATP binding; RNA binding
Source: RefSeq, a predicted model, not a curated record
GCUCCGCGGGGCAGUUGAGGCGGCCUCGACGCCAGGCCGGCGACAUGCUGCGCAAGCUGACCCUCGACCAGAUCAACGACUGGUUCACCAUCGGCAAGACCGUGACGGAUGUGGAGUUGCUGGGCUCGCCGCCCGCCUUCCCGGCCGAGGCGGCCAGGGACGAGGCGCAGCGCCGGGACUCGGCCCCCAGGUUCGGCCCCGCGGCCCAGGCCCAGCCGGCGGCGGCAGCGGCGGCGCCCAGGAGGCCGCUUAGCCGGAAGAGCUCAGAAAUGGAGUAUAUUAACAAAUACAGACAGCUUGAAGCACAAGAAUUUGAUAUGUAUGGCAGUGAUCAGUCACCCAGCAGGCCAGGUCCGAGGCCAGCUUUGACUAAAUUAAACAAUAUGACAUGCAUCCCAGAGACACAUUAUAAAUACCCUGAUUUGCCUAUAAAUCGAUGUAAAGAAGAGGUUAUUUCUCUGAUAGAAAGUAAUUCUGUGGUGAUUAUACAUGGUGCCACGGGUAGUGGUAAAAGUACUCAGCUCCCACAAUACAUCCUGGAUCAUUACAUUCAGCGCUCUGCCUACUGCAACAUUGUGGUGACCCAGCCUCGGAAGAUUGGAGCCAGCAGUAUUGCCAGGUGGAUCAGUAGAGAGCGGGCCUGGACAUUAGGUGGUCUGGUAGGUUAUCAGGUGGGGUUAGAGAAAAUAGCAACAGAGGACACCAAGUUAAUUUAUAUGACAACGGGGGUCCUUCUUCAGAAAAUUGUUAGUGCCAAGAGUUUGAUGGAGUUCACCCAUGUCUUCAUUGAUGAGGUUCAUGAACGAACUGAAGAUAUGGAUUUCUUGCUGCUGGUAGUCCGCAAACUUUUAAGAACAAAUUCACGUUUUGUGAAGGUAAUCCUAAUGUCGGCCACCAUUAACUGUAAGGAGUUUGCAGAUUACUUUGCUGUUCCUGUUCAGAAUAAGAUGAACCCUGCAUAUGUUUUUGAAGUGGAAGGAAAGCCCCAUUCAAUUGAAGAGUAUUAUCUUGAUGAUUUGGGGCACAUUCAUCAUGGCAGGCUUUCUCCUCAUGUCCUGGAAGAGCCAGUGAUUCCUAAGAACAUCUAUGAAGUUGCUGUGUCCCUGAUCCAGAUAUUUGAUAACUUGGAUAUGCAAGAGAGUGGGCUUCCCAUCUGUAACAGGAGCAAGACCUGGUCGGGUGCCCAGUUUGUGUUGGAGCGGAGCAGCGUGUUGGUGUUUUUGCCAGGUCUGGGUGAAAUAAACUAUAUGCACGAACUUCUCACAAACAUGGUUCACAAAAGGUUACAGGUUUAUCCACUCCAUUCAAGUGUGACUUUAGAAGAACAGAAUAAUGUGUUUUUAAGCCCAGUUCCUGGGUACAGAAAGAUUAUCCUGUCCACCAACAUUGCAGAGAGCUCCGUCACAGUUCCAGAUGUCAAAUAUGUUAUAGAUUUUUGUUUGACUAGAACUCUGGUUUGUGAUGAAGAUACGAAUUAUCAGAGUCUGCGUUUGAGUUGGGCCUCUAAAACCAGUUGUAAUCAGAGAAAAGGCCGCGCGGGACGAGUGUCUAAAGGGUACUGUUACAGGCUGGUCCACAGGGAUUUCUGGGACAGCUCCAUCCCUGACCAUGUCAUUCCGGAGAUGCUGCGUUGUCCCUUAGGAAGCACAGUAUUGAAAGUGAAAUUGCUGGACAUGGGUGAACCAAGAGCUUUGCUGGCAACUGCCCUUUCUCCACCUAGUCUGAGUGAUAUUGAACGAACCAUCCUUUUACUAAAGGAGGUGGGGGCACUUGCAGUGAGUGGACAGAGAGAAGAUGAGAACCCCCAUGAUGGUGAACUGACCUUCUUAGGAAGAGUUUUAGCCCAGCUUCCUGUUAAUCAACAACUUGGUAAACUCAUAGUUCUUGGACACGUAUUUGGCUGUCUAGAUGAAUGUCUUAUUAUAGCGGCAGCUCUUUCUUUGAAGAAUUUUUUUGCGAUGCCUUUUAGGCAGCAUCUUGAUGGAUACAGGAACAAAGUGAAUUUCUCUGGCAAUAGUAAGAGUGACUGUAUUGCACUUGUUGAGGCAUUCAAGACUUGGCAGACUUGCCGACAGAGUGGAGAACUGCGCCAUCCAAAGGAUGAACUUGACUGGGGGCGGUUACAUUACGUUCAGAUCAAGAGGAUCAGAGAGGUGGCUGAAUUAUAUGAAGAACUGAAGAAUAGGAUCUCCCAGUUCAACAUGUAUGUUGAUUCUCGGCGGCCUGUCAUGGACCAGGAGUAUAUAUAUAAGCAGCGGUUCAUCCUGCAGGUGGUAUUGGCAGGUGCUUUUUACCCAAAUUACUUCACUUUCGGACAGCCUGAUGAGGAGAUGGCGGUGAGGGAGCUGGCUGGCAAAGACCCAAAGACAACCAUCGUGUUGAAACACAUUCCUCCCUAUGGAUUUCUCUACUAUAAACAACUACAGUCUCUCUUUCGACAGUGUGGUCAAGUCAAAUCCAUUGUAUUUGAUGGUGCAAAAGCCUUUGUGGAAUUUUCACGUAAUCCAACGGAGAGGUUCAAAACUCUCCCAGCAGUGUAUAUGGCAAUUAAGAUGUCUCAGCUGAAAGUCUCCCUUGAACUGAAUGUCCACUCUGCAGAGGAGAUUGAAGGGAAGGUGCAAGGAGGGGCUGUCUCAAAGCUUAGGAGCACCAGGGUGAAUGUGGACUUCCAGAAGCAGACAGUAGAUCCUAUGCAAGUCUCAUUUAACACAUUAGACCCAUCUCAGACAAUUACAGAUCUCCUCCUAACAGUUGAUGUCACAGAGGUUGUUGAGGUGGGACACUUUUGGGGAUAUAGGAUUGAUGAAAAAAACUCCGAGAUUCUGAAAAAGCUUACUGCUGAAAUAAACCAACUGAAAUUAGUACCCUUGCCUGUCCACCCACAUCCAGACUUGGUCUGUCUGGCUCCUUUUGCUGAUUUUGAUAAAGAAAGCUACUUUAGAGCUCAAAUCCUUUAUGUUUCUGGAAAUUCUGCUGAGGUGUUCUUCGUGGACUAUGGCAAUAGAUCUCAUGUCGACCUGGAUCUUUUAAUGGAGAUUCCUUAUCAACUUCUUGAACUCCCAUUUCAGGCGUUGGAAUUUAAGAUUUGCAAAAUGCGCCCCUCUGCAAAGUCUCUCAUAUGUGGUGAGCACUGGAGCGGUGGGGCCAGCCAGCGGUUCGCCUCCCUGGUGAGUGGCUGUGCUCUCCUCGUCAGGGUCUUCUCUGUGGUGCACAGUGUCCUGCAUGUGGAUGUGUACCGGUAUGCGGGGGUCCAGGACACUGUCAACGUGAGAGACAUCCUCAUCAAGGAAGGCUACGCGGAGCUCGCCGAGGAGCCCUAUGAGUCCAAACAAAGCCACGAAGCUCUCAAGGGUCUCUUCUCCAAGUCCAUACAAAACAUGGCAGACAUGACUGUGUCAUCUCCCGUGAAGGAUGAUGAAAAGUACCUGAUCCGGGUUUUGUUAGAGAGCUUCUCUUCUAAUAAACUAGGUCCCCCCAACUGCAAGGCGAUACUUCACGGGCCUUUUAACCCUUAUGAACUGAAGUGUCAUAGUUUGACCAGAAUAUCCAAGUUCAGAUGCGUUUGGAUCGAGAAGGAAAGCAUCAACUCUGUUAUCAUCAGCGAUGCCCCUGAAGACCUUCACCAGAGGAUGCUGGUUGCAGCUUCCCUUUCUGUCAAUGCAACUGGGUCCACCAUGCUGCUGAGAGAGACCUCUCUGAUGCCGCAUGUUCCUGGCCUCCCUGCUCUCCUCAGUGCACUGUUUGCACCAGUGAUGGAGUUAAGGGUUGAUCGGGAUGGAAAAUGCUAUACAGGAGUCCUUUGUGGUUUGGGGUGGAAUCCAACUACAGGGGCUCCUAUACUGCCAGAGCACGACAUCGAGCUAGCGUUUGACGUUCAGUUCAACGUGGAGGAUAUUGUAGAGAUUAAUAUUCUCAGGGCUGCUAUUAACAAGCUAGUGUGUGAUGGACCAAAUGGAUCGAAGUUUCUUGGGCCGGAAAGAAUUGCACAGUUACAGGAUAAUGCUCGUCAGAAACUUCUAGGUUUGUUCUGUCAGUUGAAACCAAGACAGAGAGUUGUCCCUAAGUGGCAUGAAAAGCCAUAUGAAUGGAAUCAGGUUGACCCAAAGCUGGUCAUGGAGCAGGCUGACCGGGAAAGCAGCCGAGGGAAGAACACCUUUCUCUACCAGCUCCACAAACUGAUUGUUCUCAAUACCUAGCUGUGCCGGCAGCUGGUAUCCCAGUUCCUCCUGAAGGAACAGAGACCCACCCCAAACACAGCUGCAUUAAAGCAUCUGCAGAUGACUUUCUCUGUAUCUGAAUGUGACAGUCUUUGCCUGCUGCAUUCGAAAGGUCUUCUCCAUCCUGCUUCCUCUUCCAUGUGGGUGGUGGCUGGAGAGUGGUGUUUCUGUUCAGCUGGGAAGGAUUGGAAAGUCUUGUCUUUUCUAGAAACAGAAAAUCACUGUGUUAAAAGAUUUAGGGAAAAUCCACUGGCUGAAAGAAGACUUUGGAAAAGAGAUGUAUUUUGCUUUAAAUCUAUUAAGGUAAAUAUAAAUAGCUGAACAUGUAAGGUUCUGGCAUGUGCUAAUAUGUUCUGUUUCAUUACAGUGAUGUAACCUGGGAUAUAGGGGAACCACCAUCCCAAACCCCAGGUUACCACAAAGGAGAGCUGCGUGUUUCUUGUGGCAUUUUCUCAUUUUUUUUUCCAUGAGGGAAAAUAUUUAAGUUUGGUGAAACUAACUUUAGUUUUGUAUAUUUUAGAUUUUUAUCCACCUUAUAAUUCUAAGUCCAAAUUUUGGAAAUCAGGGAGAUUACCUGGCAACUAGUAUAUUUAUGUUAAAGCAAUAAAAGCAUUAGACUAA